GAUAAUCACGUGAUAGUCAUAUGAUUGAAAACAGCACUGUACUUGAAGGGUCUCAGCCUGAACCCCCCCUCUCCAUACAGCAGCCAGCAGUGGGAUUUAACGUUACCGUAGGGUGGUCGCUUUGGCAGUCUUCCUCGUAGCGCCGCGGUGUACGCGCAGCCGCAGAAGUGCACAGGUACCUGGGCUAACCUGUUGGAGUCAUGCUGGCUGUAUUUGUGUUGGUCGCAGCUUCAGUUUCCCGUCCGGCGGGGGCUCGGUACACUGCGGACUGGACCAGUUUGGACGCUAGACCGCUACCUUCAUGGUACGACGAAGCCAAGGUGGGGGUUUUUAUCCACUGGGGUGUGUUUUCUGUCCCCGGCUUUCAGAGCGAGUGGUUCUGGUGGCACUGGCAGGGCGAGCAGCCCCCGGACCAGAAGUGUGUGAGCUACAUGUCUAAGAACUACCCGCCUGGGUUCAGCUACCCGGAGUUUGCCCCCCAGUUUCACGCUCAGUUCUUCAACCCGGGGGAGUGGGCAGACAUAUUCAAGGCUUCCGGUGCAAAAUAUGUCGUCCUGACUGCCAAACACCACGAAGGAUUUACUAACUGGGGCUCUCCAAACUCCUGGAACUGGAAUUCUGUUGAUACUGGUCCUCACAGGGACCUAGUGGGAGACCUGGGAGAGGCGGUGCGCAACAGGUCAUUGCACUAUGGACUCUACAACUCCUUGUAUGAGUGGUUCCACCCUCUCUACCUGGCGGACAAGAAGAACGGAUUCAAAACACAGGAGUUUGUGAUGCAUAAACUUCUACCAGAGCUUUAUAACAUGGUUGUAAGGUACAGGCCUGAGGUGAUCUGGUCUGAUGGGGACUGGGAAGCACCUGACACCUACUGGAACUCCACCCAAUUCCUGGCCUGGCUCUACAAUGACAGCCCAGUCAAAGAUACCAUUGUGACCAAUGACAGAUGGGGAGCUGGCUGUGCCUGUAAACAUGGUGGCUACUAUAACUGUGAAGACAAAUACACUCCGGGCCAGCUGCCCAAGCACAAGUGGGAGAAGUGCACAUCUGUGGACACGUUUUCCUGGGGUUACCGUCGAAACAUGAAGAUGAGUGAACUGAUGGACUUACCCACUAUCAUAAAGGAUCUGGUUGGCACUGUGGCUCUGGGAGGUAACUACCUUCUGAAUGUGGGUCCCACACCUGAUGGGAUGAUCCCUGUAGUGUUCGAGGAGAGGCUCAGGGGUGUCGGAGACUGGCUAGGGAUUAACGGUGAGGCCAUUUACGCCUCUAAACCCUGGAGGAUACAGACCGAGAACACCACUGUACCAGUCUGGUAUACAUCUAAAGGAGAAUCCGUCUAUGCGAUCAUGACAGCCAAACCCCCCAAGCUCACAUUGCAACUACUGGGACCUAAAACAUCUGGAGCCACUAAGGUGACCUUGUUGGGAAAUCCGAAGCCCUUGCCCUGGUCCCCAGUCCAACCCAAUGCUGGCCUUACUGUCCUUCUGCCUGAACUGUCCUGUACCCCAGGUCAAGCCUGGACACUCAAACUGGACGGGAUCCAGUGAGCUUUAAACCCCAAAAACCUCAAUAAGGUUGAAUAUUCAGAAUUUGUUCAUCUCAGGGUUUCAUGUUUGUAGGAUGAGGGAAAGUAUAUGCACUAUGGUUGAAGGGACAGGGCUUAUGUAGUUAUUAAUUAAUGAUGAAUUAUGUAUUUCUGCUAAACUGAAGUAAUGGAUCGCUCUUCUUCAAUGAUUCCUUUGUAUCACUGAGGACUAAAGGUUUAAUGUGUCACUUCCUGUUAAUUGUGCUCAUUGUAAUCAUUGAAUCAUUAUCAAUGAAAAGUGGAUUCUGCUGUUCAGCUUAUAAAGCUUUCCUGGCAUCUUCUCAGCUAUCUAAUUGCUGUUUCAGAACCAAUUUAUUUUCUUCCAGGUGGUUUGUUUGAACACUUUACAUACAGCACUUUUAAAAUGUUUGAAUAAAAGAUGAUUUGAUGUAA
Messenger RNA from Dicentrarchus labrax (European seabass), 1981 nucleotides. Its product is annotated as tissue alpha-L-fucosidase. NCBI's taxonomy places the organism in Eukaryota, Metazoa, Chordata, Actinopteri, Moronidae. Gene Ontology annotation, cellular component: lysosome. The record is from RefSeq and is a predicted model, not a curated record. Gene Ontology annotation, molecular function: alpha-L-fucosidase activity. Bases 201 to 1550 code for a protein of 449 amino acids. Gene Ontology annotation, biological process: fucose metabolic process; glycoside catabolic process. The transcript is spliced from 8 exons.